CAUUUCUGACAGACCGAUAGCAGGAAAAGAAACUAUCAGCACCGUCCCUCAGCUAUUAGUCAAGCGACACGGCUGGUAUACACACUUGAGACCGGACAAAAUGAUUCUGCUGCCGCUGGCGUGGACACUGUUGACGGUAUCGCUGUGGACAUCAGGUUCGAGCCAGAUCCUGCUGCAAGAACCCGUCAACAGUCUUUAUCCCAAGAUCCUCAGUACAGAGGAUAUUGGGUGUGACUGCGCUAACAUCUCCUGUGACUCUGUCUACUGGUUCCGCAGUAUUUCCAACCACGGCAAAGUAGAGUUCCUAGGCCAAUGUACCAUCGUACGUCCUACAUAUGGGUUGAAUGUGGACACGGCACGAUUCAAAUUCUUCUCGAAGGGCCCGUCCUUUACGCUACGCAUCAUCAAUGUGACAACAGAGGACGCAGGGAUUUAUUCUUGUGUUCUCAAGAGCAGGAAAGAAAACAAAGAAAUAUGGAAGCCUGGGACUCUUCUUCUGCCGGGAGUGAUCCCUCCAACAUUACCUCCUAAGGCAAAACCAACCAAACCACCAGUCAAGUCAGUUUGUCGCUGCUCUAAGAAGAAUUCUUCACAGGGCUGUGGCUCCCUGUUUCUGUGGCCGUUGGUUGGACUUAUUGCGGCCCUUGCUCUAGGUCUCAUCUGCACACUGUACUACUUCAGCCGGCUCCCCAAAAAAUGUCGGCACCACUUUGUGAAGAGGCGAUAGAUGACCCAAACACUGCAUCUACAGCUAAUCUCUGAAUCAAAUAGCUGGAAUGCUCCCUAAAGUGAUCCCUGAAGAUCUCCUCUGCUUACAACAACCUUCUGCUGACGUCACCUUUAUUAACAGUGAAAUGUGCGCCAGUCAGAGAAGAGUUAUAUGUUUUCAAGAGCAGCAACCAUGUAAAAUAGCAUUAGGGAGUGUGGACUAGUAGCAGCAGAGAUGCCACUUCACCUCCUGGACACUGCUGAGAUGCCCUUGAGCAUGGCACCGAACCCCUAACCCCUAACUGCUGUCCAUGGGCAGCCCCUUCACGCCGACAUCUCUCCAUUUAAUGCUUUUGUAUAGUUCCUGUUUGCAUAUGUGUGUAUAUUUCGGGCAUGUGUGUGUGUAAUGUGCAUAAACAGUGAAACAUUUGAAUUUCCCCCGAGGGAUUAAUAAAGUAUGUCUUCUUCUUCUUCAUAUAUUGCCUUUUUUAUUUUGUUACAUAUAUUACAAGACAGCUCAAUAGCUUCACCACAUGUAAUUAUAAUAAGCUCUUUGUUGUAACUUCUGCUCUAUAAUAUUUUUUGAUUUGUCAAUAUGCAGAUGACAUCAUCAUUUAUCCAGGUGCUUUUUCAUUUCAGCAGAUCUGUGAUCUGUAGCUUUUGGUUUUUAGUUUAUUAUUAUUAAAUCAAAACCAAACCGGCAGUACUUUUUCUCAAAGCCCACACCUAAUCUGUUUAUUUACAUACAAAACACAUAGAUCUUUAAACAGCUACAUGGAAAUACAGUAUAUGUUCAUUUGCUUUUUGCUCUCUUUUCAGUAUUUAUUUGUUAUUCAUAGUAUUGCCAAGUGUUUUGUUUUAAACUGCACUGUGAAGUGGGUUUUCUGUGAGCAUAAUUCUCUUUAAUCAAUAAAAUUGUAUAUUUUCAA
This is a messenger RNA of Perca flavescens (yellow perch), 1637 nucleotides long. RefSeq names its product cd8 beta (gene cd8b). NCBI's taxonomy places the organism in Eukaryota, Metazoa, Chordata, Actinopteri, Perciformes, Percidae. The coding region runs from base 101 to 727 and encodes 208 amino acids. Gene Ontology annotation, biological process: regulation of immune response. Gene Ontology annotation, molecular function: coreceptor activity; MHC class I protein binding. The record is from RefSeq and is a predicted model, not a curated record. Gene Ontology annotation, cellular component: cell surface. The transcript has 7 exons.